UUCUUCUCUUGGUUACUAUAGUUUCCUGUUCUCUCAUGGCUACUUCUGCUGCAACUAAUUCCACAGAUUGGUCUACUGCACUUCUCAUCAAGGUUGAUCAAUCUGGAAAUGGUGAUUUUAAGAAGAUACAAGAUGCUAUUGAUGUUGUUCCAUCUAAUAAUUCUGAUAAUGUCUUCAUAUGGAUUAAACCAGGAAUCUACAGAGAAAAAGUAGUGGUGGAUAAACCCUACAUAACAUUGAGUGGAUCAAAGGCGAGUACAACCAUAAUAACAGGGAGUGGCUAUGGCAACAUAUUUGAUUCUGCUACUCUCUCUAUACUGGCUACUGACUUUGUCGCCCGAUCUCUCACAAUUGAGAACACAUUCGGGGCUGGCAACAAAGCGGUGGCAUUAAGGGUAUCAGCGGACAAAGCGGCAUUUUACGGGUGUAGGAUACUCUCUUAUCAGGAUACCCUCCUUGAUGACACCGGAAGACACUAUUACAAUAACUCUUACAUCCAAGGUGCCACUGAUUUCAUCUGUGGAAACGCUGCUUCUCUCUUCGAAAAAUGUCAUCUACAUUCCCUAUCAGAAGGAACUGGGGCUAUAACAGCACAACGAAGAGAAUCACCUUCAGAGAACACAGGGUUCACAUUCUUGGGUUGCAAGAUCACAGGAGUGGGGACUUGUGUGUUAGGAAGGCCAUGGGGUGAUUACUCAAGGGUGGUGUUUGCCAUGACUUACAUGUCUAGUUCUGUACUGCCUCAAGGAUGGGACGAUUGGGGUCGUUCAUCCACUCAUAGUAGUGUGUAUUAUGGGGAGAACAAGUGCUAUGGACCAGGAGCGGCUUCAUCAGGUAGGGUUAAAUGGUCAAGAAGGCUUUCAGAUGAGGAGGUCAAACCCUACUUGACUAAGGACAUGAUUGGUGGCCGGGAUUGGCUUAGGCCUAUACCUAACUCUUUCAGGAGACCCUCUUACCUUAUCUCCAACAAGUAA
This is a messenger RNA of Telopea speciosissima, 974 nucleotides long. RefSeq names its product putative pectinesterase 11. The coding region runs from base 36 to 974 and encodes 312 amino acids. Gene Ontology annotation, molecular function: pectinesterase activity. Gene Ontology annotation, biological process: cell wall modification. The transcript has 5 exons. NCBI's taxonomy places the organism in Eukaryota, Viridiplantae, Streptophyta, Magnoliopsida, Proteales, Proteaceae. The record is from RefSeq and is a predicted model, not a curated record.